Messenger RNA from Danaus plexippus (monarch butterfly), 1352 nucleotides. RefSeq lists its product as uncharacterized. The record is from RefSeq and is a predicted model, not a curated record. Lineage: Eukaryota; Metazoa; Arthropoda; Insecta; Lepidoptera; Nymphalidae. Bases 494 to 1240 code for a protein of 248 amino acids. The transcript has 4 exons.
AUCGAUGGACGUGUUUCUGUGUGAUCGAGUGACGUCAUUGUCUGAUAUUGAUUUUUCAUACCCCAUAUUCUGAUGUUCAUGUGUUCCUAGUAUCUAAGUAUGCCGAGGAAAGCUUUCGUUACGGGAAAUUUCGAUGACUUGAGAAAAUUCUUGAAUCGGGUCGGGUUUUGAAGACAAUUACAAUAAAGCACUGUUCUAUAAUAUUUUUUAUAGCAGCGUCCUAUUUAAACCUUCAAUGAUAACUGUGUGGUGGGGAUUUGAACGGUUAAUUAUGUUUAUGAAGGAAGUAUUCCCGUCUAACUAGCAAAUUACGAGAGGAGAACUUCAAUUGAGCGUGGCUCCAAACUCCGCCCACAUGUCCCGGGCACUUCAUCUGCCAAAUCCGUUUGUUAAUCUGGCCGACACCUCCAACAGCGUAUAGUCGCCUGGUACCCCCAGUGCUGUUUAUCCGAAUCUUUAUCCGAUUUUAUCCGGGUUACCCGGCUUUGUAGCAAUGGAUCAUCUCUAUUUCAUUCUAUCAGUGUUCUGUGUAGGAUAUAUCCAAUGUUACGGACAAAAUAAUUAUUAUUUCGAAAACCACAAGUACUGUGACGAUCUCUCACCAUAUUUCGGUGAAAUCGAUUUGGAUCAAAUAACCGGUAUCUGGUAUGGCGUUGAAAAAAUACCUCAUACUAAAGGGGAGUAUAAAAUAGAACAUACAAACGAAUGUUUCUAUAUUGACAUAAAGGAACUUUAUAUUCAGCCUACUCCUCCGACACCAUACCAGCAGAUGACAAAUUCUCCGUACCAAUUAGCAAGCAGACCAUACAAUUCUCCGGAACCGUAUAGAAUUAGACACUUUGUUUUAGAAUGGCACGAAGGACUAUGGAAAGACGAUUAUCAUAUUAAAGUGAACACUUCCCACAAAGGGUUUUGGCCUACGGACGUGCCCUAUGGAUCUGUGGACAAAAUGUAUCGCUUCUUCGGUGGUGUGAUCCAAGUUUUAAAAGUAUCUCAUAACCAUUUGGUACUCAACUUUUGCAUGAGGUUGCCUCAUUCGCAACUGUACAGCGUUGUGCUUGCGAGGAACGAGAAUCAAUUGACACCGGGAGAUCUUACCAGCAUCCAUAAUAUUUUUUCCAUAAAGAACCUGUCAACAUCCUCUCUGAAACGAGUCUGUGAAAGUUCAGCUGUUAGCGUCAAACUGUCUGGUUCAUUGAUUUUAUGUUUCUUACUAAUAUUUUCAAAAUUACAUUUGUGAUAACGAAGUAUUUACUAAGCAUAAUUUAUUAAAUAGAUUAUUUAUAUUUAAUAAAUGUUUUUUAAAACAACCAUAAUAUUAUUCUUAUAUUGUAAUAAAAUAUCUUUUUAUA